Messenger RNA from Stylophora pistillata, 2790 nucleotides. RefSeq lists its product as uncharacterized. NCBI's taxonomy places the organism in Eukaryota, Metazoa, Cnidaria, Anthozoa, Scleractinia, Pocilloporidae. Gene Ontology annotation, molecular function: protein binding. The record is from RefSeq and is a predicted model, not a curated record. Gene Ontology annotation, biological process: regulation of gene expression. Gene Ontology annotation, cellular component: nucleus.
AUCUUCUCAAAUAGAAGAGCCAUGGAGUUUAGACAGAACGAUGACUGUAUUGUUUGUGAUGAUUGUGGGAAACAAUUUAUUUGUGGUGAUUGUCCUGAUCAUGGUCCAUUGGAAUGGUGUGAUGAGAACCAGCUGUCAAAUGAAACACCUCAAAGUGAUCAAGCAAAGCUAACCCUCCCUAACAAUCUGAACAUCAUGCCGUCUGCAGCGUGGCAGGGCCAGCUGGGUGUGUUUACAAAGGCAAGGAUUGAGAAACGAGUGAUGUUUGGACCCUUUAGAGGACAGAAGAUUCCUGCCAAAGAGGUUGCUCUAGGAGAAGACCACAAUUUUAAAUAUAUGUGGGAUAUACUAGAAGGUGGAAAAGUCAGUCACAUAAUUGAUGGAUCAGAUGAACAGAACAGCAACUGGAUGAGGUUUGUCAACUGUGCACGUGAAAGCAAAGAACAGAACUUAGAGGUAGUGCAGUUCUGUGGUGAGAUCUACUACAAGACAUGCAGCCAUGUUGAGUCUGGUACCGAGCUGUUGGUGUGGUAUGGAGACAGUUUUUCAGUGAAGGGUGACAGCUUAACCCAGAAGGAUGGUCAUGAUUAUAAGUGUGAUAUUUGUGGGUUGGUGUUUGCUGGGUCAACCUUUCUUCGACGUCAUAAGGCAGUUCGCUGUCCAGACCUAUCGCCUGAUGAGGUAAAAACUGCGCAUGACCAGAUAGCUAUAGAGCGUGAGCCCGCGCAAUCAUCUGUCGUUAAGAAUACUAAUAACGAGGAUGGUACAUCGCCUGUUGAUGCAGAGUCGUUGUAUAUUGUCGACAUUGGGACCACAAUCAACGGAACCAACAGUACGGUGGUCGAGGAGGGUUCACGUUAUGUCCGUGUGCUCCAGUUGGACCCUGCAUCCAGCUCGCGAACUUCAAAACGAAGAGGAUUAAAACAAGUGAAGCAGGCGGGAACAACAAAAGUCGCAACCACAAGAAAUCCCCACGCACAGAAAACGAGAAAAGCAAAGGAAAAUUCGGGGAAAUCAAAUGUAUCGGAGGCUCGGAAAAAAGUUUCCUCAGAUACUAAAAAAGCGCGAAGUACAUCGUCUGGUAAGAAAUCUCUGUCAUCUGAGCGAACUUCCUCUAGGGCCAAAAGUACUUCAGCGUCCCGCCUUGGAGGAGUAGAAGAAAGCAAGGAAGCUUCGUCAGGAUCAGAUAACUCCCAAGUCCAGAAAAACGCCAGAAACUCGAAAGCGAAAAGAGACAUGUCUGCUAAUUGCACGAGAAGUCACAGUGAUGCUGAUGAGGACAUAAUGGUGACGGAAGAAUCUUCGAGAAAUGAAAUAAAUGAAUCAGCGAAGAAGUCAAAGUCUCAAGAAGCAGGAAAAGAACUAAACAAUUCAAAAUCUUCCUCAUCUCGGAAAAGACCAAGUGAAGUGGACGGGGAUUCAACUGGAGGUGCGGAGAAGAAAAGGAAAAGGACCGCGCUUGCAGAUAAGCCCAUAUUCACCUGUGAGCAAUGCUGCAGAAACUUCAAGUGGAAGUCUCAGCUAAACUACCAUAUGCGAAGUCACUCGGAAAUUAAGGAAUUUGUUUGUUCUUUUUGUGAUAAGCGUCUCUCCCAGUUGUCUUCCCUAAAGAGACAUUUACGCGUGCAUAGUGGAGAGAAGCCGUUCUGAUGCGAAGAAUGUGGCAAGAGGUUUGUGGAAAAGGGGAAGCUUACACUUCAUGUGCGCAAACAUUCUGGGGAACCACUGGAGAAGAAGCACAAGUGUUCCAUAUGCGACAGAGGUUUCACGCUAAGUGCAAAUCUGCGUACUCACAUGCGAACACACACUGGUGAAAAGCCUUACCCUUGCCCUCAGUGUGGCAAAGGUUUUAAACGGAGCUCAGAUAUCAUCAGCCACCUCCGGAGUCACACAGGUGAGCGGCCCUAUAAGUGUUCUCAUUGUGACAAGUGUUUCACAAUGAUCUCACACCGAAACAGGCACGAGGUCAUUCACACUGGAGAGAAGCCGUUCAAGUGUGAGUUGUGCGGAAAAGGGUUUACCCAGCCAAACUCGGUCAAAGCUCACUUGAAAGUCCACGAAAGAAGGCUAGCCAAGCUUUCAGGCCAAGAAAUGAGACAAGGAAAACAAGAGAAAAAUUGCCAAUAUGGAGAGAUACCGACGGAUGUUCGGUCUGUAACAGACGAUGAAUUGUACCAAGGAGUCCUGCAUAGCGUAGCCUCAGGACAGGGGACUCGUGAAGAGAGAACGGAAAAAUUACAGGGUGUGAUAACACAGAUAACGGAAAAUGAACAUUUGGAGGUACCUAUAGACAUUAUGCACCAGAAGGACUCAGAAAAUGCACAGGUAGAUCAAGAACCAAGGCCUACUGUACAACCCGAGGACUUCUCCCUGAGUAGUGAUAACUUAGAAGGACGUGUAGGAGAAGACGUAGCUUCGACAGAUACAACAGAACUUACAACGAUUGCACCAGAACAGUUAAAGUUAAGCUAUACUGGUCAAGAUAGCACCAGUGAGCAACUAACUUUUGAUAACACCCUUGUCAAUAGUAAAGCACUCAUGCGAAUUAGCAGCGCGGCGCUAAGCGAUGGUGCUGAACACCGUCGGUUAGAGCUGGCUCCAGCCAGUGUACAAGAUCAGCCGCAGCAGAAUGAAGGAAAUGAGACAACACUUUUUGCACUUUUUAUUCGUAAACACCUAAAUUUGUUGCCGCAAAAUACAAAAGAUCGCCGAAUUAUAACCAAAUCGCCAAAUAUAACUUCAGAAAAAAAUCUCAGACCGACAGACAGAGAGACAAAGGGAAUAAAUUAG